CAUUUCUGAGUGCGGAAGUGCCACCUGAAUAUGGGAAGAGCAGAAAGUGAGAAGAGUUCCUGACUCAGCAGCGGAGCACGGAGGUUUUUAAAGAAAUGGAACAUCCAGGCUCUUCCUCCGUGGGACCCGGUGGGGGUGUCGGGUCAGGGGCCGCGGAUCGGCCGCUCUCCCACCGACACGGCGCCAGACGUUGGUCCGUGGUCGCCCUGUCCGUCCUGGGCUCCGCGGCGUGUGUGUCCGCUGUCGGUUGCUUGUGCGCCUUCAUCUACCCCAUACUGAAAGAGCUGCGGGCAGGGAGAGUGAGAGGAGAGGACGGGACCGCAGAGAGAAUCCUGGGCUUCUGGAGCAUCCUUGUGCUGUCAGUAGUCGUUGGAUGCAUCUGCUGCGUCUUCUCGUGGACUCUCACCUACCUGGACUCAUACCAGCCGGGCAAGGGGUUCCUGUCACCGCUGUCACUGGCCCACUCCAGAGAUGAACCUGGCCAUCGAUUUCAAGUGGGUUAUGGUGCUGUCGUCCUCAACGGCAUCAUGGCCAUGCUCACCGUCUUCUGGAUCCUCACCUGAAACACACACACACACACAUACAUACUGUUUCUUUUAUUUGUGUUUCUGUUAGUCUGCGGGAUUACACAAAACUACUGGACUCAUUAAAACAACAUUUAAAAAAAAGGGUGCAGCAAUGAUCAGGACAUAAAUAUUUGGUUGCACAUCACAUGAUGAAUCCCCACAGAGCUGUGUGUGUUUUUUGUAAGGUCAAUUUCUGAAAUUGGUUUCUCCUUCCAUGUUUGUUUGCCCACGUCACAAGAUCUGAGCUGUGGGGGAUUCCAUUUGGCGAGGUCUGCAGAAAUGUUCCUGUGCUAUAACGGUGGGACAGGCCUCAGCUGUAUUUAUUGGAUGUAUUUGUAUAUGGAGGACGGAAACUGCCAACAUUUAAAAACAUUUAUAAAUUAAUAAUCAACUUGAAGAUAUAUAAAUAAAGUAAAAGUUGAAGAGGCCGGA
Molecule: messenger RNA, 998 nt
Organism: Pleuronectes platessa (European plaice)
Lineage: Eukaryota; Metazoa; Chordata; Actinopteri; Pleuronectiformes; Pleuronectidae
Gene: arl6ip6
Product: ADP-ribosylation factor-like 6 interacting protein 6
Exons: 4
Coding region: 96-563 (155 amino acids)
Source: RefSeq, a predicted model, not a curated record